AUGAUAGCAUAUCAAAUUAUUGCGUGUGAACAAGGUGCUGCUGUUCCCAUACUUCCUCCAGAGAUUCGUGCCCGUGGUCCUGAAGCUUUAGAAGCCUACAACAAUGCACUGGCCAAAGGUCAAACGUGUGUCAAGAGAGUGCCUUUAAUGAUAGUUGGACAGGAUCGGUCUGGUAAAACCAGCGUGAAGAAGUCCUUGAAAGGGAUUUGCUUCAAACCUGAUGAAGAUAGCACCCUGGGAAUUGAGGUCGAUCGCUAUCAUUUUAAAGUAACCACCGAAAUGUGGAAAACAGGAGAAAUAGUCGAGGAGGCCAAUAAUGAUACCACAGUUAUUUCAUUUGAGUAUAAUACAGCACGGUGGAUUGCAGGUAAAUGGAAAACGCAUGAAAAAAUUGCUGAAGUCAAAAAAACAAGCUCAGCCGAGUCAGCUGGCUAUGAUUUUGAAGAAAUUGACAACACAAAGGAAAGGGGACCUUGUGAAACUUUAAGUUCUGCGAACCUUUUAGAAUCAUCCAUAAAUCCAGCAUCAACCAAUAGCACCAACGAUGAACCUAAUUUAUCAUCGAGAGAAAUACAAAACCCUACAGAAUUAGAACCAGAAGAAGAUUCGCAUAUCAACCUGCUGGAAACAUUGCCGGAUUUCUACGAUGUUGUAAAGUUACUUCCCCAGUUCCUUCGAGAGAACUGGGAAGAUGAUAAAGAAGACAUCUAUUCCAUACUGUGGGACUUUGCUGGACAGUCAGUGUAUUACGUGACGCACCCCCUCUUUCUCACAAGAAGAGCAAUCUACUUUUUGGUUUAUGACUUGAGUAGAAAUCCAAGCGACAAAGCCACACCAUUGGUGAAGCAAGGAGUAUACAAAGCGUUCAAUGCAGAUGAAUACAAUUUGAAAACGAAUUUCGAUUACUUAGACUUCUGGAUGAGUUCUUUGGCUGCUCUAGGGGACCCUGAAACAGUGUUGCCUUAUAAGAAAUUUCCCGCCGUUUUCCUUGUGUGCACGCAUGCUGAUCAGCCCUAUUGCGCACGUGAUCCGGUUGAACUAGCCUAUGAAAUAUUUGGCGAUCUAAGGGCCAAGCCAUAUGGUGCUCACUUAUUUGAUGCGUUUUGCGUUGAUAACACUAAGUCAGGUACAGAAUCAGAAUGUAAAGAAAUAAUGCGCUUGCGAGAUAAUGUACAUGUCGUUUCUAAAGAGUUACCACACGUAACCGAGGCUAUUCCAAUCAAGUGGUUGAAAUACGAAAAGGCCCUUCGCGCCCUUAAGGAAAGUGAUUACAAGUUUAUCUCUCUCGUGAGAGCGAAAGAAAUUGCUUCCAAAGUUUGUAACAUUAACGACAACGAGAUAGUGACAGUGCUAAACUUUUUGCACGAUCUGCGAGUUCUGAUUCACUUUGAUGACACACCAGAAUUGAGUGAGUUAGUUUUCUUGGAUAUUCCGUGGUUGAUUGAUGUGUUCAAGAAUGUAAUAACUGUCAGAGCCUUUCGCGAAGAGAAAAACUUUGCCCAUCUUUGGAAAAGACUCGAAAUAGAAGGAAUCCUGGAGGAAAAACUUCUCAAACAUGUUUGGAAUCCUUUGAUUCCUCAGAGGGAAACCCACGAAAGUCUAAUUGCAAUUAUGGAGAAAUUCAGCUUGUUGUGUCCUUGGCCAUCAUCAAAAGAUUUUUCCGACAAGCGUUACAUAGUGCCUUCUAUGUUGCAAACGCGUCCACCAAAGGAGAUAAGUAAUCUCGUUGAAUCUGCAAAAAUUCCAUCUCUUUUUAUCAAAUUUGACACAGGUCGGGUCCCUCCAGGCUUGUUUCCCCGAUUUGUACUAGAAUUUUUUCUGUGGUGUGGUAGGGAAUUUCCUCGCUUAGCUUUGCCACAACUUUAUCACAAUUUUGCCCGAUUUAACAACUUUCCGAAUGAAGGUCUCUCUGUGGUUCUCCUUUGCCACUCUUCCACAAUCGAGGUUAUUGUCGUCAGUGCUAAUGGCUGUAUUGAUAAAGUGAAUAUGGCCUCAAUUCAAGCAUUUCGUAGCCAGCUAACCUCGAUCAUUAAUCAAGUUUGGAACAAGUUCUUCUGGGUGAAGAACGUUGGAUGUGCUGUGUGUUUCUUAUGUCCUGUUUGUUCCCAUAGACGCGUGAUCGGUCUGUGUACACUCCAUCGCGAAGAAGGUUGUAAAGAAGAGGAAUGCCUUCACUUCAUUUCAGAGUUAGAUUUGGGUGAUGAAACGCAGGCCAUUUGCACCAAGUCUGUGGCUGUGGAUAAUCAAAUUCAGGUCGAGAAAUUCUCUCCAUGGAUUUCCUGUGCUGAAGAAAAGGUUAAAAUGCGAUUCCAUUUCGCCUUUGCAUGUGAGGUUAUAACCACACUUAUCAUGACUGCUUCAGUUUAA
Pocillopora verrucosa is the source of this 2367-nucleotide messenger RNA. NCBI's taxonomy places the organism in Eukaryota, Metazoa, Cnidaria, Anthozoa, Scleractinia, Pocilloporidae. The record is from RefSeq and is a predicted model, not a curated record.